GGUUUAUCACGCCCAGUGAUCAUGAGCUUUCGAUACGCAUUUGGAAUUCUUUGACGCCUCUCUCCGACUGGUUCUCGAUCUCGCUUGUCUGACGACCUUUCGUCAUAGUCUGCUAGUUUCCCCUUAAAGCCUCCCCACCUCGCAAUUUGGACCGGAUUUCCAUAACAGUAAAGUAUAAACAACACAGCAUUAUUACUCAAUAAUACCUCUCAGCAUGUCGGUAACGACCUCAAGACCGUCGCCACGGUCGUCUCUCGAUUUUCCAGUUCACAGCCCGCAUUCCCAAGUACGCUCACAGCAUCCUCUUCCUGCCAUACAAACAUCUUAUACCUCAACGGCCGCGCCACCUCCGUCAGCUGCGCCUACUUCAGGAACAAAACAGGGUCCGAAGCAGGGGAAUCCUAACCCCCCAAGUCCCGCCGGCUAUUUUGGGUUGGUUCUAGAUCCUGCCGAGGGUCAGCACGCUAAAAACAAUUGGUCGUCUUCUGGAUCUUCUGUUCGUUCGACAGCUGCCAGGUCUCCGCGUCCGGUUCAAUUCGACCACCUAUCUACACCGUUCCAGAUGCAAUCAGAAGCAAUCGUUCUUAGCCUUAAGCAUCCGAACGGCCGCAUUGCAUCGGAGCCUGAGCAUUUGUCGAGGGAAAUCACCGAAGGGGAAAAGAUUGGAUUUCCACUGGGAUCAUAUCCAUCUCCAGAAUUAUUGCACCAUAUGCAGAGGGAACGUCUUGGAGCCAUGAUACCGGGAUCAAGCUUUUUGAACGGUGCGAGAACCGCUUCUCUAACUGCGUUGGGCAGCGUUCGAGAAACAUGUUCCCGUUCGGAUGAUAACCCCCCUCGGCUUUCCUUCCCCUCAUCUCCAUCGUCUCCAAAUAAGGCGUCUCAGGAUUCUAUAGCACAAAGGAUUAAGAGCCAAGCUCAGGGGCGAUCUUCCACGUCACCGACCCCCCCAAAGGAAGGGGACCCAGUCCUGUUAUCUACGUCGCAUCUGGUGGAACUUUUGAACGCCAACACUUCGAACCUUCUAUUACUCGAUGUUCGAACCUAUAAUUUGUACGCCGAGUCUCGCAUCGAGAGAGCUGUCAAUCUAUGUAUUCCUACAACUCUUCUCAAAAGGCCCUCGUUCAAUGUCACUAAGCUAUCGGAAACGUUUGCAAAAGAUGAGGAUAAAGAAAAGUUUGCCACAUGGAAGGAUAUGAAAUACAUUGUGGUGUAUGAUACCGAUCUCAAGGAUCUCAAGGACCCGUCGACAAUGACAUCCUUGCAUACUCUCAACAAGUUUGUGCGGGAGGGGUGGAAGGGGCAGGCAUACGUUCUUAAAGGCGGCUUCAACGAGUUUUUCUCAAAAUACCCAGAAAAGGUGGACGAAAAUCGUCUUGCCCAGACAUUAUCCCCUACGAAUUUAUCCUUGCCAAGUCAGCUGCCGGCUCCUGGAAAGCGGGCUCCCGGGGCUCUUUACUGUCCCAUGCCUACUUCUCAAAAGUCCGUGGUCAAUCCAUUUUUCUCGAAUAUCAGGCAAAACAUGGACUUGAUCGGAGGUGUUGGAGAGGUUCCUGUUACUCUACCUCAAAAUAUUGGAUCCGAAGGGAUCGCCACAUUGCCCACCUGGCUCAAGAAAGUUGUCUGUGAGGAAGGCGGCUCUAAAAUUGUGGCAGACCGGUUCCUUCGCUUGGAGGAGGCGGAGAGAGAAAGAAUGCAGGAGGCUUUGAAUAUCUCAGUGGUCUAUGACUCCCCUACAUCGACCGCUGUGAAGCCACACACCUUGGCCGGGGUUGAAAAAGGAACUAAGAAUAGGUAUAAUAAUAUUUGGCCAUACGACCAUGCUAGAGUUAGGCUACUCGAUUAUCCCCAGGAUGAGUGCGACUAUGUAAAUGCUAGUCAUGUAUCAGCCCAAUAUGCACCGAAAAGGUAUAUCGCUUCUCAGGCCCCGCUACCGACGACCUUUAGGGAUUUCUGGAGUAUGGUUUGGGAACAGGAUGUACGAGUGAUUGUUAUGUUGACGGCCGAGGAGGAAGGUGGCCAAGUCAAAAGUCAUAAAUAUUGGGAACCAAAAAAUUAUGGUCCAUUAAAGCUCACAUCCCUAUCGGAACGUCGUGUCUCACUUGAUCCAUCGUUUUUAAAAACAAGCCCAAAGAGGCGAUCUGUUGGAACGGCCUUGAACGGACCUGCUUCACCUGACCUUAACGUGCCAUUUAUUCUGGUUCGCAAGUUUACACUUGAACACGUCGAACAUCCCUUUUCUCCCAUGCGCGAGAUCACUCAGCUUCAGUAUUCAUCGUGGCCAGACUUUGGGGCACCUGCCCAUCCUGCUCACAUUCUUGGACUUAUUGAACACACCGAUGCUGUUGUCAGGUCCUCGCAGCCGACGACCAACUCCCCCUUCUCCGCAGAAUCUGCUGCAGCUGCUCAACGUAGGCCUAUCCUUGUGCAUUGCAGUGCCGGUUGUGGCCGCACAGGAACAUUCUGUGCGGUAGAUUCAGUGCUUAGUCUAUUGCGGCGUCAACGCUUGCAAAAGAAGAGAAAUAAGGAAGAGAGUUCUUCUGGGGGUUCCGAUGGGGAGGGGCAGGUUGGGAUGAGGAAACUAGAGCUUAACGAUGAGGGCGACAAUGCUUGGCUGGAUCGCGACGACGAGGACUUGAUCUGCAAGGUCGUUGGUGACUUCCGUGACCAAAGGCUAUCAAUGGUGCAGAGCUUGAGACAGUUUGUACUGUGCUACGAGACUGUCCUGGAGUGGUUCGCAAGGCAGAGCCCCCUGGAUUCUGGGAAACGGAAGGCGUAGGUUUUUCUCUUGGGCUGGUUUGUUUGUGUUUUGGUGUACAUUGGCGGGUUUGCAUUGCAAAAAAUUGGGCAUUUUUCGUUGAGACGAUUGGUUCUUUUUACACAGUUGCGGAGGAGGAUGUAUAAUCCUCGUCUUCGGUUUUCCGUUUACGAAUACAGUUCUUUUUCUUUUUGGCGACGGCGUUGUUUAAUACAAGUUUCUUUAUGCUUCCUAUACCAUCUCCCUUGUAGUGGGAAUUCUGACCUGGUGGCAUCCCUGGGUUCUCGCAUCUUGUGUUCAUGGUUUCCGCUAUUGUUUUCUAUUAUAUACCUUCCUCUUUACGUACCCAUGGAUCGAAAAAAGUUGCUCAUGCUACUCCUGAUUCUUGAAGGAUGUGAAUUCCGGCGAGAACAUACUAUUAUGCCUAUUGACUGUCUGAUAUUUUUUUUGCUCGUAUCUCGAUACCACUUUUGUGUCAUGACAACUUCAAGUCAUCCAAUAUCAUGCA
This is a messenger RNA of Tuber melanosporum (Perigord truffle), 3263 nucleotides long. RefSeq lists its product as uncharacterized. Gene Ontology annotation, molecular function: protein tyrosine phosphatase activity. The coding region runs from base 215 to 2776 and encodes 853 amino acids. The transcript has 3 exons. Gene Ontology annotation, biological process: protein dephosphorylation. The record is from RefSeq and is a predicted model, not a curated record. Lineage: Eukaryota; Fungi; Ascomycota; Pezizomycetes; Pezizales; Tuberaceae.